Drosophila hydei is the source of this 5912-nucleotide messenger RNA. RefSeq names its product polyhomeotic-proximal chromatin protein. The coding region runs from base 120 to 5282 and encodes 1720 amino acids. The transcript is spliced from 9 exons. NCBI's taxonomy places the organism in Eukaryota, Metazoa, Arthropoda, Insecta, Diptera, Drosophilidae. The record is from RefSeq and is a predicted model, not a curated record. Gene Ontology annotation, cellular component: nucleus. Gene Ontology annotation, molecular function: zinc ion binding; protein binding.
CAGAGUAACAGCAAAAAACAACAGAACAUCGCUGUCGUCGCUGCUGCAGUCGCCGUCGCCGCUGACGUCGCCGCAUGCUUACUAUUAAUUUAUUAUACAAAUUGUUUUUAUUUUGAAUAAUGGAUCGUCGUGCAUUGAAGUUUAUGCAAAAAAGAGCGGACACUGAAAGCGAAACAACAGCAACAACAAACACAUUGACAGCAGCAGCAGCAGCAGCAACAAUUUCAACAACGGCCGCAUCAGCAGCAACUACAACAACAACGACAACAACAACAGCAGCAGCAAUUACAACAACAACAACAACUGCGCUACCCCUAAAGGACAAUUCGAAUAUAAGAAGCAGCAGCAGCAACAACGGCAACAGCGACAAGUUGCAAACAGCAACGCAACAGCUACAACAGCUACAGCAGCAACACAAGCAACAACAGCAGCAGCAGCAGCAACAUAUUGUUAGUGUUGAGCGACCUUUAAAGUGCUUGGAGACCUUGGCUCAAAAGGCUGGCAUAACAUUUGACGAGAAAUACGAUUUUGCUAGUCCGCCACAUCCAGGCAUUGGCAACACUAACAACAACAACAAUCAUAAUAAUAAUAACAAUAAUAAUAACAAUAACAACAAUAACAACAAUAAUAAUACACAAUUGAACAACAAUAAUCAUAUAAAAAGCUCCACGCCCACAUCAAUUGCAACAAAUACAGCGCAAACGCCGCGACGCACAGCAACAACACCAACAGCAGCAGCAACAACACCCACAGCAGCAACAACACCAAACAGCAACAGCAACAACGCGCGCUCACGCAGUGUUUCACGUUCGCGUUCGCGUUCCAGCACGCCCACUUCGCGUGCAGCAGCAGCAGCAGCAGCAGCAGCGACAGCAGCAGCAGCAGCAACAACAACAUCAGUUGUUGGCGGCACGCUGGAGAAAUCACAGAGCCCCGCCCAACAGGUGGCAUCCGCUGCGGCGGUGCCACUGCAAAUUUCACCUGAGCAAUUGCAGCAAUUCUAUGCGAGCAAUCCGUAUGCAGCCAUACAGGUUAAACAGGAGUUUCCCACGCACAAUGCCAGCGGCAACAACAACAGCGUUGUUGGCGGCGGCAGCAACAACAAUGGCGGCGGCAACAACAACAACAAUAGCAAUAACAGCGGCAACAAUAGCGGCAACAGCAACGAAUUGAAGCACGCCACGGGUCUAUUGGAUGCCAGCCAAACGACACAGCUGCAACAAUUGCAGCUGCAACAAUUGACGGCGGCUGGCGAUGGCAAUGCAGCGGCUGCGGCCGCUGUGGCUGCUGCUGCCGCUGCCCAGCAACAACAGCAGCAACAGCAACAGCACUCGACAGCAAUCAGCACAAUGUCGCCAAUGCAAUUGGCUGCUGCCACCGGCGGUGUCCCCGGCGACUGGGCCAACGGUCGAACGGUGCAACUGAUGCAGCCAUCGACGGGCUUCAUCUAUCCGCAAAUGAUCGUCUCCGGCAACCUGUUGCCGGCAACGCUCGGCCAGCAGCCGAUACAGGUGAUUGCCAGCAAGCACUUUCAGGGCAGCGGGCCGCAGAUGAUAACGACGACCACACAGAACGCCAAACAGAUGAUUGGCGGGCAGGCGAGCUUUGCCGGUGGCACCUAUGCGAUCCCCUCGAGUCAGUCGCCGCAGACGUUGCUCAUUUCGCCAGUGAAUGUGAUUUCGCCGCAGCAGCAGAGCUUGCUGCACACCAUGCAGGCGGCGGCGGCGGCGCAACAGCAGCAGCAGCAGCAGCAACAGCAGCAGCAACAGCAGCAGCAGCAACAGCAGCAGCAGCAGCAACAGCAGCAGCAGCAACAGCAAUUGACACAGCAGCAACAGCAACAAUUGACUGCAGCUCAGCAGGCAGCGCUGGCUGUGACCGCCUCGAAGGUGGGCCUGACCAGCGACGGGCAGGCCAAGCUGCAGCAGAAGGUGGUGCAGAAGGUGACAACCACAACGAAUACGGUGCAAGCCGCCAGUGGCGGUGGCAAUGCUCAAACGCAACAGCAGCAACAGCAGCAGACCACAACGCAGCAAUGUGUCCAGGUGUCGCAGUCAACGCUGCCAGGUGUUACCGCUGCCCAGGCAGCCCAGCUAAUUAGUCCGCUGCAGAACGCUGCAAGCGGCCAACCGCAGCAGAUGAUUAAUCCCUGGUUCUGGUCCAAUUUCGGUGCGAAUCCGAUUAUAUUGCGCGGGCAGGCGGAUCAUACGUCCGGCAUGUUCAUCCAGCAGCCGGCGACGCAUCAAGCGCUCCAGACACAGCAGAAUCAGAUAAUUCAGUGCAAUGUGACGCAGACGCCAACAAAGGCGCGCGCUCAGCUAGACGCGCUGGCGCCAAAGCAACAGACGCAGCAGCAGCAACAGGCCAAUGCACAGCAGCAACAGCAGCAGCAGCAGCAACAGCAGCAGCAGCAGCAGCAGGCGGCGCAGCAGCAGUUGCUGACGGCACAGCUGCAGCGGACAGGUGCGCCCAUCUUGCCACACAAUGGGGCGCAGGUGCGACCCGCCAGCUCGGUGUCCACGCAGACGGCGCAGAAUCAAAGUUUGCUCAAGGCAAAGAUGCGCAACAAGCAGCAGCCGGUGCGACCCGCUUUGCCCACCUUGAAGACGGAGAACGGACAGGUGGGCGCUGGCGGUGGCAAGGCGGCGGGCGGACAGGUGAACAGCAAUGCGCUGAGUCAGCAUUUGGCCGUGCAACAGCAACAGCAAGCGGCGGCAGCAGCAGCAGCGGCAGCCGCCAAUCUGCAUCAGGUGGUGACAACGGCGGGCAACAAGAUGGUGGUCAUGAGCACGGGCACGCCCAUAACACUGCAGAAUGGGCAAACGUUGCAGGCGGGCGGCGUCGAUAAGCAACAGCAGCAGCAACAGUUGCAGAUAAUAAAGAGCCAGCAAUUGUUGCAGCAGCAGAUGUUGCAGCACCAAUUGCUGCAACUGCAGCAGCAGCAGCAGCAACACGCACAACAGCAGCAGCACCAACAGCAGCAGCAGCAACAGCAGCAGCAACAGCAGCAGCAGCAGACGCAGCAAACGCAACAGCAACAAACGUUGACGAAUGCCACAGCGCAGCAAAUAUUGCAGGUGGCGCCAAAUACGUUUAUUGCCUCGCAACAGCAGCAGCAGCAGGCGCAGCAGCAACAGCAGCAGCAGCAGCAACAGCUGCACAAUCAACUGCUGCAGCAUCAAUUGCAGCAGGUGCAGCAGCAGCAACAGCAACAGCAGCAGCAGCGCGAACAUCAACAAAAUAUCAUACAACAAAUUGUGGUGCAGCAAACGCAACCCACGCAGCAGCAGCAGCAGCAACAUCAACAGCAGCAGCAGCAGCAACAAGCACAGCAACAACAGUUGCAGCUGACCAGCGUGCCGUUCUCCGUUAGCUCAACGACAACACCCGCAGGCAUUGCCACCUCGAGCGCCUUGCAGGCGGCACUGUCUGCCUCGGCGGGCACUGUCUUCCAGACAACUGCCAAGACGAGCAACUCAUUGCCCAGCAGCAGCGUCGUGACCAUCAGCAAUCAGGGCGCUGGGCCGCUGGUAACGAGCAGCACGGUGGCCAGUUUGCAGCAACAGGCGCAGCAGUUGCAGCAGCAGCAUCAACAGCAGCAGCAGCAACUCAUAAACGCUAGCCUAGCAGCUGCUACGCAGCACCAACAGCAGCAGCAACCCACUGGCUCACCCACACAGAAUCCCAUACUGGCCAUGACCUCGAUGAUGAAUGCAACAGUUGGCCUGCCAACAACAACAGCAACGCCGACUGUCAGCACGGCUCUGGUCACGCUCAGCAAUAGCCAUAGCAAUAGCAUAACAACGAUGCCAGCCACGCCCACCAAGGCCAUAAGCAUGAGCACAGGCAGCAGUCAGGAGACGACGCCCAAGCAGCAACAGCAGCAGCAGCAGCAGCAGCCGACAGCAACAUUGGUGCCCAUUGAAACGUCGCUGACAGCAGCUGAGGUGCACAAAGCCAGCGUCGAGGCAAGCAGCUCGACAGCAACAACAACAACAACAACAACGGGCGAGGCGCUGCAUAAUGGCGAUAUCAGCGAGGCAACGAAGCUGACAACAACGGCAACAGCAACAGUUGCUGUGGUUAAGCAAAGCAAUGCCGUGUUGCCCAGCAGCAGCAGCAGCAGCAACAGCAACAGCAACAGCAAAGAGGAGAAGAACAGCAACAGCAACAGCAAUGUGAGCAGUACAGCGUCUACCAAUGGCAUUGCUAGCAGCGGAUUGCGUGCCAGCAGCAGCAGCACAACAACAACCACAGCGACAACAACCACAAGCAGCAGCAAUAGCAAUGGCAAGGACCUGCCCAAGGCAAUGAUUAAGCCAAAUGUCUUAACGCACGUCAUCGACGGCUUCAUCAUACAAGAGGCGAACGAGCCAUUUCCGGUCACACGACAACGCUAUGCGGACAAGGAUGACAAGGAUGAGCCGCCCAAGAAAAAGGCAGCGCUGCAGGAAACGGAUCUCAAGUCAAGUGCAGCAGCAACGACAGCAGCAGCGACGACAACGACAACAAGCACAACUGUACCGGCAACUGCUGGUGCUGGUGGUGGUGGUGGUGGUGGUGCUGCUGCAGCAGCCAGUCCAUUGGUUGGCCUGCCCGCCGAUAUGGUGGCGUGCGAGCAAUGCGGCAAGCCGGAGCAUCGCAGCAAGCUGAAACGCAAGCGAUAUUGCUCGCCGAUCUGUGUGCGCCUGGCCAAAAUAAGCAACAACAACGCGAGCAACAGCAACAGCAACAACAACAAUGGCAGCGGCAUUGGCAUGGUUGCUGACAAUGCAUUGGCGCUGGCCGACAAACUGGACGAAUCGCUCGCCGAGGAGAAAAUGCAAACGGAUGCAUUGAGUCCGGAGCCGGGCAUGAUUAUAGCCGAGCUGCCGGCAACAGCGACGGCAACAGUAGCGAUUGCAGCUGCAGCUGUUUCAGCGCUGCCAGCAACAACGGCUGCCACGCCCACCAGCAGCAGCAGCAGCAGCAGCAGCAGCAACAACACCAACAACAACAACAACAACAUUGCCGUAGCACCUGAACGUCCAUCGAUCUCCAGCUGGAGCGUGGACGAGGUUAGCGAAUUUAUACGCAAUCUGCCCGGCUGCCAGGACUAUGUUGAUGACUUUGUGCAACAGGAAAUCGAUGGGCAAGCGCUGCUGUUGCUCAAAGAGAAUCAUUUGGUCAAUGCGAUGGGCAUGAAGCUGGGGCCGGCGCUCAAAAUCGUCGCCAAAGUGGAGUCCAUGAAGGAGGUGAAUCAGCCCGUUGCCAAUGAUGUGUCUAAAGAUGCCCAACAAUAGUGCACAGUUCGAGCAAGGAUUGGUGUUGCCAGCAGCAGCAGCAGCAGCAACAGCGACAGCUGUGCCAGUCCUCUAUCGCUGCUAUCGCCCACCUACUCCAUCACACCGCCGCCGUAUUCGCCCGUCUAAAUUGGCGCUGGUCUAACCAGUUAUUGUUGGUGCCGGAGUUGGAGUUGGAGUUCAUUGUGAAUGUGAUUCACACUAGCUAAACACUAAGAUACCCUCGCGCAGGCAUUCCCCGCCCCGCCUCCCAUUGGCCCCAGCAGCUGUCGCUUAGUCUCUAUUUAACUUUAAUGUAGCUUCAAAUUUGUAAGGCCAAUUGUAUGAUAAACAUGAAUCGAGUACUACAACUAAACUAAGUUAAGUCUAGCCAGCCCACUUAACACGCCCUCAUCUAGCUUAAGUCUAUAUAGUUUAUAUAUAUAUAUAUAUAAAUAUAUAUAUAUAUAAAGCCCCAUCUCCCAUUCCCCUUCACUUGUACAAUCGAAUGCAUUCAACAAAUUUCUUCAACGUUUUUAUUCAACACUCAAGAAAAGCAACAAAAAAAAUACCAUUAAAAAUACUAAAAAAAUACUAUUAAUUACUAAGGCUAAUUGUAGUUAAGUAAGUCUCUUUAACUGAAUUGAAAAU